AUGGACAACCAGAAUCUCGGCAAAGAUAUACGCGACACGCUAGAUUUAACUCAAAAUAAGGCAGAGAUUCGCCGAUAUCUGCAGCUGCACCGCCCUCCAGGCCAGCAAUAUGGCUCGGGUCCCAACGACUUCGAUACACGCGGCUUGGACUGUCUGAUCGCGCUGAUCCGUCACAUCUACAGCCAAAUUCUGCCUGUAUACUUCGACAAAGAGGAACACAAAGAGGCAGAGGAAAAGAACCCAGUCCUCGCCCUUGCUUGGUUGGAUAUCAACUUCGAGGACAAGAUUGCAUGGGCGAAUUGCAAGCAGCACGUCUUGAAGGUUCUCAGCCCCUCUCAAGAAGGAACCCUUGAGACGAGCUUUGUUAGUCUCGUCAACUCUCCUCUCAUGAAAGAGACUUUCUGGAACCAUGAGGUCCACAUCCUUUAUCGAGCCUGCUUGGAGCAGCCGACGGAUGCUCCAUGGGGCCAUGCAGACUUAGGUCCGAAUGCCGCCGCUGCGAUGGUCGACAUGAGCACUAUAGUGGUUGACCGCAACCUCGAACCGGAGUGGAGUUUCAGAAGGUAUAUGCGAUCAUACUUCAAGAUUGUCAAGAAACGCAACAAACGAGAGUUGUGUAUGUGCGCCGAGCCCUGUAUCAUCCGUGUACAUUACAAGACAAACAAGGACCUGGAACCUUUCCCAUUCUCGACUCUCAAGAACGUCAACAUCCCCAUUGCCGAAAUCAAGGACUCGGAGCCUAUCCCGGAUGACAGAGAUUGCCUCUACACAUUGGUUGCGUCAGUGUCACUGAAAGAACAGCGCAUCAGAACGUACGCGUUUCUCGGCGAGGAGAUCAUGCCAUGGCCUAGCAGCGGCAAAGGGAACAAAUGGAGUCUCGAAGACAGAAUUGAUGGCGAUUUCAUGCUAUUCUAUUGCCGCGCUGGAGACGCGAUGCCGGAUUUUGGAAUUGCUGAAACCGUUCAUCUUCCCCGAGAUAGGCCAACUUUCUCCUUUCUCAACAAGUUCUUCGAUGAAGGUAUCAAGGAAAAGAAGGAAGAAGAAAGAGUCUAG
This is a messenger RNA of Fusarium redolens, 1053 nucleotides long. RefSeq lists its product as uncharacterized. The transcript has a single exon. Bases 1 to 1053 code for a protein of 350 amino acids. The record is from RefSeq and is a predicted model, not a curated record. NCBI's taxonomy places the organism in Eukaryota, Fungi, Ascomycota, Sordariomycetes, Hypocreales, Nectriaceae.